Molecule: messenger RNA, 1971 nt
Organism: Ricinus communis (castor bean)
Lineage: Eukaryota; Viridiplantae; Streptophyta; Magnoliopsida; Malpighiales; Euphorbiaceae
Product: phosphomevalonate kinase, peroxisomal
Exons: 10
Coding region: 151-1662 (503 amino acids)
Biological process (GO): isopentenyl diphosphate biosynthetic process, mevalonate pathway
Cellular component (GO): peroxisome
Molecular function (GO): phosphomevalonate kinase activity; ATP binding
Source: RefSeq, a predicted model, not a curated record
ACCAACCGGACAAAGUGACUAGUUCAAUUCUGUUUAUUUCUCAAUAUCAAAUUCAUCGGUUGGUUCAAUUUCAUUUUAUUCUUCAACCCAGAAGGCAGAUUGCAAAUUUUCCAGAGAUUAAACUUAGAGAGAGGGAAGAUCAAAGAGGCAAUGGCUGUAGUUGCUUCUGCUCCUGGUAAGGUGUUGAUGACUGGAGGAUACCUUAUAUUGGAAGGGCCCAAUGCAGGGAUUGUACUCAGCACUAAUGCUCGAUUCUAUGCCAUUGUCAAGCCUCUUUACGAUGAAAUCAAGCCCGAUAGCUGGUCGUGGGCAUGGACUGAUGUGAAAUUAACUUCUCCUCAACUCUCUAGGGAAAGCACUUACAAGUUGUCACUGAAGAGUUCAACUCUUCAGUGUGUCACUUCAAGUGACUCGAGGAACCCUUUUGUGGAACAAUCAGUGCAAUAUGCCGUAGCAGCUGCUCAUGCCACAAUUGACAAAGAUAAGGAGGAUUUCUUAAACAAGCUACUCUUGCAGGGUCUUGAUAUCACAAUAUUAGGUGGCAAUGACUUCUAUUCCUACCGAAACCAGAUUGAAGCUCGUGGACUCCCUUUGACACCAGAAGCAUUGGCUGCACUUCCUCCUUUCACAUCAAUCACCUUCAACAUAGAGGAAAUUAAUGGACAAAACUGCAAACCUGAGGUAGCUAAAACUGGAUUGGGUUCAUCAGCAGCAAUGACCACUGCUGUGGUUGCUGCUUUACUUCAUUACCUUGGAGCGGUUGAUCUUUCAAUCUUGCGUGAAAAUGAGGAAUCUCGUGAUCUUGAUGUCAUCCAUAUUAUAGCUCAAACUGCCCACUGUAUUGCACAAGGGAAAGUUGGCAGUGGGUUUGAUGUCAGUUCUGCAGUUUAUGGCAGUCAUCGUUACAUCCGCUUUUCACCAGAAGUGCUUUCCCCAGCGCAGGAUGCUAUAAAAGGAAUUCCAUUACAAGAAGUUGUUGCUGGCAUCCUAAAAGGAAAAUGGGACCAUGAAAGGACUAUGUUCUCCUUGCCACCAUUGAUGAACCUGCUUCUUGGAGAACCAGGAACUGGAGGUUCAUCCACGCCAUCAAUGGUAGGUGCUGUGAAGAAAUGGCAAAAAUCUGACCCUGAGAGUUCCGAAGAGACAUGGAGAAAGUUGUCAGAGGCAAAUUCAGUACUGGAAAUACAAUUCGAUAUUUUAAGCAAGCUUGCAGAAGAACAUUGGGAUGCAUAUAAAAGCACAAUAGACAGCUGCAGCAUGCAAAAGUUGGAGAAGUGGAUUGAGCUGGUAACGGAACCCAGCCAAGAAGCAGUUGUUAAAGCUUUAUUAGGAGCAAGAAAUGCCAUGCUUCAGAUCAGAAACCAUAUGCGCCAAAUGGGUGAGGCUGCAGGUGUUCCGAUAGAGCCAGAACCACAGACUCGACUUUUAGAUGCUACUAUGGAUAUGGAGGGAGUUCUGUUGGCUGGAAUUCCUGGAGCAGGUGGAUAUGAUGCAGUGUUUGCUAUAACCUUGGGGGAUUCUAGCAGCAAUCUGACAAAAGCUUGGAGUUCGCGCAAUGUCCUGGCCUUGUUGGUUAGAGAAGAUCCUCAUGGGGUUUCUUUAGAAAGUGGCGAUCCAAGAACUAAGGAAAUUACAUCAGCUGUUGCUGCUGUUUGCAUCUGAGUACCCUCGAUACUGUUAAUUUGUUGUUUGAUACCACCAUCAUAAAAGUGGGCAAUGCGAUUUGUUGAAGGAAUUCUGAGCUGAUUCUGUGCACUAAUUCACUUCAAUCAUUAUAGGAAAAAGAUAACAAUUCUUAGAUUUGCUACCUUCUUUAAUUUCCUUGAGUACAGUACAAUUAGAAAGCUCUUGUUCUAUGUUUUGAUUUUGGGUUGUGGAGACACCGGCCAAUAGAAAGGCCAGUAAGCUAAAAAUGGGUUUGAUUGAAGGAGCUGAAUUGAGAUAUCUAGCCAAUUUAGAGUUUUCAUUGAA